Molecule: messenger RNA, 3046 nt
Organism: Spinacia oleracea (spinach)
Lineage: Eukaryota; Viridiplantae; Streptophyta; Magnoliopsida; Caryophyllales; Amaranthaceae
Product: ribonuclease II, chloroplastic/mitochondrial
Exons: 15
Coding region: 248-2683 (811 amino acids)
Biological process (GO): mRNA catabolic process
Cellular component (GO): P-body
Molecular function (GO): RNA binding; 3'-5'-RNA exonuclease activity
Source: RefSeq, a predicted model, not a curated record
GGUCCCAAACAACUCAUUUGCCUCCUGAGUUGCGCAUCAUUCCUCAUUUCAGACUUGGUUUUAUCUUACCCGCGUUUAUCAACAUCUGCAAACUCUGGCCCAUAAACUACACUCCCCGUCACUCUACAACUUCCAAAACCUCCAUUUUUUCCCAGCUUGUUCCCUUCUCCCUGUUGCAGUAGCUCCUGUCUUCUUCCUUACAAUCCACAUGAAUUAUUCAACUCUUUAAAAUUGUUGCAGGAAGACGAUGAUGGCGGUUCGUGCUGUCAAUGGCUGCAGCAUUAUUCGUCCAUCCACAUGUUCUUCCCCUUCUCUCUCCUCUUUGUUGUGUUGUUUCCAUCAAUUUCGACCUCUUUAUUCAACAACUCGCUCUAAAUCGGGGUGCCUUACCUCAAAUUGCCGAUUCCAGCUUCAUUUCAAUGGUUAUAGCGGAAAAUUCGGAGUUUUUGCGUUUCACAGUUUAGUCGACAGCGUCUUGGAGGAGCUUCAGGAGAGGCGUAGGACAAGGCGAGUUUGCGCUUCCAACAGGUUGGUAUUAACAAGCAGUGGAGAGCUUCUUAAAGACAAACUUGAAAAGCAAGGACUUCGAGUCGGCUUGCUGUUGGAGUUUAAAAAGGACUCCGAAAGGGUUUUGCUAGCAGUGUCUCAGAAACGUGAUGGGAAGAAGAACUGGAUGGUUUCUGAUCAGAACGGUACAACAUGCUCGAUAAAACCACAGCAGAUAACUUAUGUUGUUCCUGGUGUUGAGGAUUUCAAUCAUACCCAAAUUCCAGAGUUUUUGCAGAAAGCUCAGGAAAACUUGGAUUCAUCUCUGCUUGAGCUUGCCUGGGCCGAGCUGCUUGAGAAGAAUAAAUCAGUGACUCCAGACGAGUUGGCAGAGAUGAUAUAUGGUAUUGCUGAACCUCUUGAGAGCUAUUGUGCACAUCACUUGCUGUCAAGGGAUGAAAUCUACUUCUCUGUGCUGGAGAGUAAAGGUUAUUGUUCUGUUUACACUCCUCGAUCUACUGAUCAGGUUGAGGAACUUCUAGGGAGGAAACUUGCCAAGGAGACUGCUGAAAAGGAACUUCAGGAGUUCAUACAGUUAUUAUAUUCUGCUAAGGCAAGACCUUUGGAUGCAAAGCUUCCUAGAUCCUCAUGGAUUUCGGAGGACCGGAUUCGUGAUCGUAUUGAUGCCCUGGCUGCUUAUGCGGUUGAUACUUUCUGCAGUGAAAGUCAAAAGAGAACAGCUCAGACGAUUCUUACAGCUGCGGGGAUGGCAAAAACAGCAUCAUCAGCGUUAAAUCUUCUAAUAGAUAUUGGUUAUUUUCCGGUACAUGUUAAUCUUGAUCUGUUGAAGCUGAAUAUUCGUACCGAUCACUCAGAGGAUAUUGUGUUGGCUGCUGAAGAUUUGCUGUCAGAGUCUUAUGAUAUAGAUGAGAUUCGGAGGAAUGACCUUACUCAUUUGAAGGUCUACGCUAUUGAUGUUGAUGAGGCUGAUGAGCUUGAUGACGCACUUAGUGCGGCAAGGUUACAAGAUGGCCGGAUCAAGAUCUGGAUACAUGUGGCAGAUCCAACCUGCUUAGUUCGACCUGGAAGCAAUCUGGACAAAGAGGCCAUGAGCAGAGGAACUACUAUCUUUCUGCCUACAGCUACUUAUCCUAUGUUCCCAGAGAAGCUUGCAAUGGAAGGAAUGAGCUUAAAACAAGGGACAAACUGCAAUGCUGUGACAGUAUCUGUUGUGCUUCAUUUUGAUGGCAGCAUCAGUGAGUAUUCUGUAGAGAAUUCCAUUAUAAGACCAACAUACAUGCUCACCUAUGAAAGUGCAUCAGAGCUCCUUCAUUUGAGUCUUGAAGAGGAAGCGGAGUUAAAGAUUCUGUCUGAGGCUGCAUCUCUACGUUUGCAAUGGCGUAGACAGCAGGGUGCCGUUGACACGUCAAUGAUAGAAACACGUGUCAAAGUGGCAAAUCCUGAUGAACCAGAACCACAUAUCAAUCUAUAUGUAGAGAAUCAAGCUGACCCUGCGAUGCGCCUGGUUUCUGAGAUGAUGAUUCUUUGUGGAGAGGUCGUUGCUACAUUUGGAUCUUUCAACAAAAUUCCUUUACCUUAUAGAGGACAGCCUCAAUCAAAUAUAGAUGUAUCUGCAUUUUCUCAUCUUCCUGAAGGCCCAGUACGGAGUGUUGCUGUAGUUAAAACAAUGCGUGCUGCCGAAUAUGAUUUUAGGAAGCCAAUACGACACGGAGUUCUAGGAGUUCCUGGCUAUGUUCAGUUUACUUCUCCUAUACGUAGAUAUAUGGAUCUUCUUGCCCAUUAUCAGGUAAAAUCUUUUAUUCGGGGUGAUGCCCCUCCAUUUUCAGCAGGUCAGCUAGAAGGCAUAGCAGCGAUAGUUAAUAUGCAGCAUAGAGUUGCAAGAAAGUUGUUCAGUAGUAGUCUUCGGUAUUGGGUAUUGGAGUAUUUAAGAAGGCAGCCAAAGGAAAGAAAAUACCGUGCUCUGAUUCUCAGGUUCAUUAAGGACCGCAUUGCAGCCUUGAUUUUGGUUGAGAUCAAAAGUCAUCACUCCGUACAUUACUUUCCUAAAAAGGAGGUUGGGCUGCAAGCUUCUGCAUGGGUCUUAGUGGGAUCCCAGGUUGGGGAUGAAAUUGAAGUUCAGGUAGAAGAAGCUCAACCAAGAGAUGAUAUUUUGUCCCUCAAGCAGGUUGCUGAAUAGUAUGAUGUCUUAGAAAGGUGAUAAUUAUUAACAUCCAUAAAUCCAUACAUAAGCAUGUGAAAGAGAAGACACACCGACUUGUCAAAUUGUGAUGAGGUUACUCGAGUUGAUCGUCAUGAAACCUAGCUACACCAGGAGUCUCUGCUAGCUGAUGAUGGUAUGUGGUUCAGUGCUCAAAAUGACUCAGCUACAUCAUUGCCAAAGUAAAAUUGACUCUCUGUAUUAACCAAUUUUGUUACCAAAAGGUGAGCACUGGUAAAGGAAUUGGGUGAUUAACUACACAGCCACAGUUCCAAAUAAUAUCUCAUGAUAUCUGAGUUCUAGCAGCUGGAAUUGAUUAUUUAGUCAUUUUUCUGCUCUCUG